GAUAAAAAAACGAGAAUUGAGUGUUUACUUUUCGAACAUCACAAUUCGUAUGAAUAAAACCGUAACAGUCAAGUAAACACUCCGAAAACUUUGAGUGUGCCUCUAAGCAGACUCAGACCGCACUUCGCAAGGGAUCGUUUGGAGAAUUACGUAAAAUUUAAGUUUAUAAGGCAUACAUCAAUAUGUACUCUGGGGAUUUUUUUAAUCUACCAUUUCAACCAGUUGUCGAUGUUGAUGGUAUUUAUACGAGAAAUCGCGCAACAAAAAUAUACAAAGGGAUACGCAUAGGUGACGAUGACAAUUUCAAGCAACUAUACAGAUUCUCCCGCGAAAACGUUGAUCAUUUAGCACAAUUUUUUUUAGGAAACGACAAUGAAACUAGAGGUGGAGCUCUCGGGGACAUCCAGCGAAUGAAAUGUUUCUUGCGUUACUUGGGAGACCCCGGAUUUCAGGUUGGAGUUGGAGAGGAUCUGGGUAUCCACCAAACAACGGUAUGCAAAACUAUAUGGGCUGUGUGCAAGGCAAUUGUUAUCAAAGCCAACGAUUGGAUUCGUUUUCCACAGACGACACAAGAACUGGAACAUGAAAAGAAAGUCUGGUUGUCCAAACAUCGAAUGCCCGGUGCAAUCGGGGCUAUAGAUUGUACCCAUAUCCUGAUAAAAAGACCCAAUAUCUACAAGGAUGAGUUCAUUAAUAGAAAGGGGCUCCAUUCUUUCAACGUACAAGCGACUUGCAAUGCCAAAGAGAUUUUUACAAGCAUUGACUGUAAAUGGGCUGGUUCCGUUCAUGACGCUCGUAUAUGGCGGAACUCCGAAAUAUUGAAAAUUAUGCAGCAAAACGGAUCCGGUGCUCUACUGUUGGCUGAUGAAGCAUACCCUUUAGCACCGUGGACGAUGACCCCGUAUCGAAACCCAGUAACUGCUGGCCAAAAACAGUACAAUAAGAUACAUACUCAAGAAAGAGUUAUUAUUGAAAGAUGUUUUGGUCAAAUAAAACAAAGAUUCCCUAUUCUGCAAUCUAAGGUACGCGUGAGCACUGAGCGUAUUCCAAGAAUGAUUGCAGCUUGCUUCGUUUUGCAUAAUGUUGCAAAAUAUGUUAAUGAUACUGACUUCGAACCAUAUUCAGAUUCGACCAAUUGCGAAAUAAAUCAAAGUUUGUUCGAAAUUUCUGACACGGCUGCAAACACAGUACUGCAACGUGGGAAACAACGUCGUGAUGCUAUAGCUUCGUUUCUAUUAGCCAGAAAUUAGAGCGUAAGAAACAAAAACCGGUAAUAACUGUGGAAUGUAACUCGAUUACAAUUGGAAACCAUGUAAAAUCAUUGAAACUUUAAAUUUCUAUCGAUGUUUCAUCAGAAGACUAUGCAAUUAAAAUAUUUUCAGUUUUUCUUUAAGAAUAUAUGAAUACCUUAAGUAUUGAAUAACAUAGUAUUAACUACGUUCGUUUUUAUAAUAUAAACAUGUAUUUUUGAUAUUCGUAACAAGUGUAAUGUGUAUUCUCAUUUUUUUAAAUAUCCGUUUACAUUACUCGUCCACACACACGCACACACAUACGCACUUAUUUACUUAUUCAUUACUCAAUUCCACAUAAUUAUUGUUUCUCAACAUUUUAAAUUGAAGUAGAGCUACUUCUUUUUUCAGUGCCAGCAGCUCCAUUUCUUUUUUAUGUCUCUCAUCCUGUUGGACUUUUAGUUGAGCUGUAUAAUCUUGCU
Toxorhynchites rutilus septentrionalis is the source of this 1711-nucleotide messenger RNA. RefSeq names its product putative nuclease HARBI1. The coding region runs from base 183 to 1250 and encodes 355 amino acids. The transcript is spliced from 2 exons. Lineage: Eukaryota; Metazoa; Arthropoda; Insecta; Diptera; Culicidae. The record is from RefSeq and is a predicted model, not a curated record.